This is a messenger RNA of Beta vulgaris subsp. vulgaris (sugar beet), 1772 nucleotides long. RefSeq names its product protein WHAT'S THIS FACTOR 9, mitochondrial. NCBI's taxonomy places the organism in Eukaryota, Viridiplantae, Streptophyta, Magnoliopsida, Caryophyllales, Amaranthaceae. The record is from RefSeq and is a predicted model, not a curated record. Bases 16 to 1230 code for a protein of 404 amino acids. The transcript has a single exon. Gene Ontology annotation, molecular function: RNA binding.
CCCCAUCCAAAAGCAAUGCGAAACCCAAUGUUGUUCUACUCUCUCAAUCGACUGAAUUCCUCCCUCCUCGUCUUUGUUCCUCACAUCUCACUCCGCCGAGCAUUCAUCGACGCCAAAAUCAAAUGGGUUCGAGACCCGUACCUCGAUUUCGUAGUUUCUAGAGAGAAAAAUCUCCUCCCUUGUCUCUCUCUUAAACACCUCCUUCUUUCUUCUCCGUCUUUCUCUCUCCCCAUCUCUCUUGCUUCCCUCCAUAAACCUCGCUUAAACCUCCCCUCACACACCACUUCACUCUACUUCUUCCAUAAAUACCCUUCUCUUUUCACUCUCUCUCCUCCUCUUGUCAAACUCACCCCUGAAUUUCUGGCACUUCAUAACGAAGAGCAAGAAAUCCAUGAUUCAGUGUUGCACAAAGAAUCCGCUGCUCUUAGGUUGGUUCAGUUGUUAAUGCUUACUCGAGCUUGUAGGAUACCUAUUAAUAUUCUUAAUGAUUUAAGAUUUGAUCUGGGUUUGCCUGAUGAUUAUUUGCUUGAUUUUGUUUCGUAUUUUCCUGAGUAUUUUAGGGUUUGCAGUUUAAAAUGUAGUGGGAAUAAUGGGGAAUUGGGUGGUAUGGAAGUUGGGUUAGAGUUGAUUAGCUGGAGGAAACAAUUGGGUGUGCCUGCCAUUUUGAAGAAAGUGUUUGGGGAUGAUUUGGGGUGUAAUAGCCAUAGGGGUAGAAUUGUUGAAUUCCCAAUGUGUUUCGCACCUGGGUUUGAUUUGGAGAAGAAGGCUAGGGAUUGGGUUGAAGAGUGGCAAUGUUUGCCUUACAUUUCUCCUUAUGAGGAUGCAUUUCAUUUGGCGCCACGAAGUGACCAAGCUGAGAAGUGGACAGUGGCUGUGCUCCAUGAGAUUCUCAGUCUUUUGGUCUCGAAAAAGACUGAAAUGAAGAAUAUCUUAAGAUUAGGAGAGUAUUUGGGGUUUGGGUUGAGGUUUAAGAAGGCAUUGUUUCGUCAUCCGGGUAUAUUCUAUGUUUCGAAUAAGAUCAAGACACAGACUGUGGUUCUUAAAGAAGCGUUUAGGAAAGAUGUUUUGCUAGAAAAUCAUCCCUUGAUUGGUAUGCGGCACCGGUAUGUUUACCUCAUCAACAAGUCCAGGAAAGGAAAGAAACGAGUGAAAUAUUUAAGUUCUGGCUCUUCUUUGCUGAUGAGUAGGUCUGAUUCUGACAAGAACGUCAAUCGUGCUUCUGAAAAAUAAGUAACGGGUAUUAACUUAGGGUGAUUUUAUCCCUCAGACCCAAACCCAACCUUCAGACCGCUCCAGACUACCAAUAUUCUUGCUCUUAGGCUAGAAUUGUGGAUGGACAGUGGCACUUCUGAUGAUAAUGGUUGGGUAUGGCCGUAUGGGGUAAGGUAAAGGCGGAGCCGUGGAGGGGUGGUGCAGAUUGAUUGAUAAUAUAUGUUCUUGCAAGAGCACUGAGCACUUGGUGUGGAAGAUGGCUAUUAAGAGAGAAAAGUAUGUUCUUUUUUAUCUGGAUAAUACAGCAUAUUACAUCCAGAUUCUAGGUUUUGUGCAAUGUGCUACCGCUUAUUGUAGAGCAUUGUUUAUGGGGGCCAAUUGUAUGAAGAUUAGGUGUUUGUUUGGUUGAAUAUAGGUAUUGUAAGUUAUUUGGAAAUUUAUUUUUUCAUCUAAUUAUGUUUUAAGAAUUGCUAAACGUUAUUUGGUUACCUAGGUCUCCAUCGAUAAGGUAAUUCCUUUCCUUUUGUGCAAUGUAGAAUUUACUAGUAAUUUUUUCUUCU